UUUUGCACAGUAUUUUGUGAUAGUUCUGUUAAAAGUAACAUAAAAGUGAAGCAUUUCGCAAAAAGUAAAAUAGUAGAUCACUAUCAUGAAGGUACCAGUAUGGAUAUCAAGGGAUAUUUUCGAAAAAGCUCUAAGGAGCUUUUAUAAGAAUGAUUCCAUCGAAAUAAUAACCUUUACUUCUAAAGACGCUGUGCCUGUCGGAGAGAAUUAUACUAGCGACCUUUUCAGGACUUCCAUAACUUACCGAAUGAGUAAAAGUGGAAAAAAUGAAACUAUCUCUGUAAUUGUGAAAUGCGGCAAUGAAGAUGGAGGAAUAAAGCAAGACAUGGCAAAACACCUCCAUUUGUUCGAAAAAGAGGCAGAAAUGUUCAGCAGAACUUUCCCAAUGAUAUACCAAAUAUUAGGACAAUACUACACUCUUUCCUCGAAAUGCCUCUACACCUCCGUCGAGCCUCACUACAUAAUUGUUUUGGAAGAUUUAACAACUCUUGGUUUCCAAAUGCUUCCAAGACAUAUUGGUUUCGAUUUGGACCAUUGCUUUAGAGUUGUUGAAAAGAUGGCCCAGUUGCACGCUGCUUCUGUUAUUAUGUAUGAGAAGGAUCCAUCUCUAGUGAAACAUUAUGGCGAAGGUCUUUAUGCUGACAACAAAUUAGUUCGAGAAUGGGUGAAAGUAGGGUACCAGUCGGUUAUAGAUGCCUGUUCCAGGUGGCCAGGUUUUGAAAAGUAUGGUUAUAAGUUGCAUGCUUUGGGGGAUGAAGCCCUUGAGAGGGGAUUUGCUGCUCAAAAAAGGAAACUGGGUGGCUUCCAUGUUUUGAAUCACGGCGACUUGUGGGUUAAUAAUAUGAUGUUCUUAUAUGAUUCUCAACAGAAGUUGAAGGACUUGAGAUUUGUGGACUUCCAAAUGUUGAUAUUCACCAGUCCAGCCAUUGAUUUGCACUACUUUAUCGCUACCAGCACCAAGAUAGAAGUAAAAUUGGACCACAUUGAAAUCAUCUUAGAUCACUACUACGCCCAGCUUCUGGCUAAUUUAGCAGGACUUCAGUAUUCUUUGGAGAGAGUACCGACGAGGGAACAGUUUAAGAAGGAUUACAACUACAGAGCUUUCUUUGGUCUAAUGGGUGCCGCAACUGUUCUGCCUCUUGUGAAAGCAACCAAUAGGAGCGACGCCAGUUUCGACAACAUCGUUAAGGAUCAGGGACCGGAUGGGUUUCGCUACCAUGCGUACAACAACGAGAGAUACCGAAAACACAUGGAACACCUUUUACCAUACUAUGACAGUUUUGGAAUAUUAGACUGAAAAUGUUGUUUUCCACACAUUGUACUAGAUGAAAAUGUAAAUAUAUAUAGUAAUAAAUAG
This is a messenger RNA of Anoplophora glabripennis (Asian longhorned beetle), 1357 nucleotides long. RefSeq lists its product as uncharacterized. Bases 86 to 1297 code for a protein of 403 amino acids. The transcript has 8 exons. Lineage: Eukaryota; Metazoa; Arthropoda; Insecta; Coleoptera; Cerambycidae. The record is from RefSeq and is a predicted model, not a curated record.